Molecule: messenger RNA, 1205 nt
Organism: Sipha flava (yellow sugarcane aphid)
Lineage: Eukaryota; Metazoa; Arthropoda; Insecta; Hemiptera; Aphididae
Product: dnaJ homolog subfamily B member 6-like
Exons: 7
Coding region: 264-1085 (273 amino acids)
Molecular function (GO): Hsp70 protein binding
Source: RefSeq, a predicted model, not a curated record
UGAAGAACAUAUGUUUUAUUGUGCACAUUAUCUGAGAGGUGUUCAUUAUCUCGGGACUCGGGGUAACGAGAAGUUAAUCAAACAGUCGAAAUUGACAUUAAUUACAAAUUUAUAAUUUUUUAUUUUAAAUAAAUAGUUUUUGUUUUUAAUUCGUUUCUUGCUUCGGAUCACAAUUACUGUUCUUUUUUAUUGCUAAGAUAAAAAUUGGCACGUAUCAAAGAGCAUAAUAUAUAACAUAAACUCAAGAAAAUACAUUUCACAGUAUGUCUGGAGAUUAUUAUUCCAUAUUAGGAGUUCCUUCAAAUGCUUCAAUAAAUGAUAUUAAAAAAUCCUACAGAAAAUUGGCAUUGAAAUGGCACCCUGAUAAAAAUCCAGAAAACCAGGAACAAGCAAACAGAAUGUUCAAAGAAAUUUCUGAAGCCUAUGAAGUCUUAUCUGAUGAGGUGAAGCGAAAGUUGUACGAUGAACAGCGUAAAAGAAAAGCGUCCGCAUCAUCCAGACCGUUCUUCUACAACUUCUUUGAAAGCCCGUUCCAUCGUUAUUUUGAUAAAAAACGUAAAAUUUAUAACCAAUAUGGCAAGGAUGGUUUGAUUAAUGGUGGUUCUGGAAAUGGUGGACGACGCAGAAAUCAACGACAUCCUGGUCAUUAUGAUCCAUUUGGUCAAGACUUUGGACCUGGUUUCUUUAGCUUUUCGUUCCGAGAUCCCGAAGAUGUAUUCAGAGAAUUUUUCAACACAUCAGACAUAACAGAUCUUUUAUUCCCUGGUCAAAGGUUCAAUGGACAUGGACAUCAAGAAGUGUCUGCAAUGAUGAAUCCAUUUGGAUUUGGUGGUUUUGGAGGUGGUUUUGGUUCUGGAUUUGAUGGUAUGUUUUCUAUGGCAAAUGCCGGAUUUCCUAGCAAUGGCGUUAAUGGAGGAAGUAGUGUGAAAAGAACAUCAAUAUCUACCCGGUUUGCAAAUGGGAAAAAAAUUACUACCAAAAAAAUAUCCGAAGCUGGCAAAGAAAUAGUGGAAACGUAUGAGAACGAUAUGCUCAAAUCAAAAACCAUAAAUGGUGUGGCACAAGCGAUCACGUACGGCCAUUAGCUUGAUCUCCUCUCCUCUCACCACACUCUCUACUAUAAAACCAUUAAUAAGCGGAUAUUUAAAAUUGUAUGUUGACUAUUGUAUUUAAAUUAAACAGAAGAAUAAAAUACUAUUCAUUUU